UCUCCCAACACCACAACUGGGAACAAGUCUUACAGGAUUGCAUCCUUUUCUUACAUCAUUUUGUGCAUUAACAGGAAAGUAGCCUCAUCUAUGAUGCUGGGGCCACCCUAUAACCACACAAUGAAAAACCCUGCCACCUUCUUCCUUGUGGGCAUCCCAGGUUUGCAGUCUUCACAUCUUUGGCUGGCUAUCUCACUGAGUGUCAUGUAUACCAUAGCCCUGUUAGGAAACACCAUCGUAGUGACUGUAAUCUGCAUGGAUUUCACACUACAAGAACCCAUGUACCACCUCCUCUGUGUUCUUGCUGCUGUAGACAUUGUUAUGGCCUCUUCUGUAGUGCCCAAGAUGAUGACCAUCUUCUCCUCAGGAGACAACUCCAUCAGCUUUAGUGCUUGUUUCACUCAGAUGUACUUUGUCCACGUAGCCACAGCUGUGGAGACAGGGCUGCUGCUGGCCAUGGCUUUUGACCGCUAUGUAGCCAUCUGUAAGCCCCUACGCUACAAGAGAAUUCUCACGCCUCAAGUGAUGCUGGGAAUGAGUGUGGCCAUCAUCACCAGAGCUGUCAUACUCAUGACUCCAUUGAGUUGGAUGGUGAGUCAUCUACCUUUCUGUGGCUCCACAGUGGUUCUCCAUUCCUACUGUGAGCACAUAGCUGUGGCCAAGUUGGCAUGUGCUGACCCUAUGCCCAGUUUUCUCUACAGUCUGAUUGGUUCCUCGAUUAUUGUGGGCUCUGAUGUGGUCUUCAUUGCUGUCUCUUAUAAUCUGAUUCUCCGGGCAGUAUUUGGUCUAUCCUCAAAGAAUGCUCAGUUGAAAGCUUUAAGCACAUGUGGCUCCCAUGUGGGGGUUAUGGCUCUGUACUAUUUACCCGGGAUGGCAUCCAUCUAUGUGGCCUGGCUUGGGAAGGACAUAGUGCCUUUGCACACCCAAGUGCUGUUAGCUGACUUAUACCUGGUCAUCCCACCCACUUUAAACCCCAUCAUCUACGGCCUGAGGAUCAAACAAAUACGAGAGCGUACAUGGAGCAUGCUGCUGUACUGCCUCUUUGACCACUCCAACAUGGGUUCAUGGCACAAAGUCUAUUGA
Molecule: messenger RNA, 1083 nt
Organism: Equus caballus (horse)
Lineage: Eukaryota; Metazoa; Chordata; Mammalia; Perissodactyla; Equidae
Gene: OR52I2
Product: olfactory receptor family 52 subfamily I member 2
Biological process (GO): G protein-coupled receptor signaling pathway
Cellular component (GO): plasma membrane
Molecular function (GO): olfactory receptor activity; G protein-coupled receptor activity
Source: RefSeq, a predicted model, not a curated record